This is a messenger RNA of Pipistrellus kuhlii (Kuhl's pipistrelle), 2281 nucleotides long. RefSeq names its product CD38 molecule (gene CD38). Gene Ontology annotation, molecular function: NAD+ nucleosidase activity; phosphorus-oxygen lyase activity. The transcript has 8 exons. Gene Ontology annotation, cellular component: plasma membrane. Gene Ontology annotation, biological process: positive regulation of B cell proliferation. The record is from RefSeq and is a predicted model, not a curated record. NCBI's taxonomy places the organism in Eukaryota, Metazoa, Chordata, Mammalia, Chiroptera, Vespertilionidae. Bases 756 to 1688 code for a protein of 310 amino acids.
GUGGAAGUGGAGGCAGGGCUGCUGCCAGCUCCCUGGGAAGCCAUUGAAAUAUGCCAGUGGCAGAACCUCAGUGGCAGGGAAUUAACCCUGGAGGAGCCUCCGCUGCCCAUGGCUCCCCUGAUUGCAAGCCUUGUGGGGUCCCUUGGUGUUUAUAGGUGGGGGAGGGAGGAGAGGCAGGGGAUGUCUGGGAAUGGUGCAGGGGUGCUCCUGGAGGGUCCUUUGACUUGAGGGCUUUAUCUCUCCCCUCAGGCAGGCCUCAGGGGAGGGUUUCAGCAGAACAGUCCUGGUUUCCAGGUGUGCUCCUUCAGUCUCCUGGUUUCUACUGACUGGUCGCAGGCAGGGCAGGGGGUCACUGGCCAUCCCAGCUGGCCCUGGCGCCACUCACCUGGUGUUGCUGCUUUUCUGAGGCUGGAGCUGAAAUGCCACUGAGGCCUAGAUGCCAUCCUGCCUAGGGAGGUGACCUGUAACUGUCAAUUGCUUAGCUAGCAGUUCCUCCGUUAACCCCGUCAGGGAAUUUCCUAGCUUAGAUGACUCUGCCCUGGCUCAAGUCUUUUAAAGUCCUUCAAAUCCUCAGUGGGCUGGCCAGCCGGGGAAUGAGGGAGGGGCAGGGGUGGGAAAGGAAGCCCAGAAAAGGCCAGUGAGAAGUAAAGGGGAAGGUGCAGCUUCUGAAGGGGCAACUCUCUCCUCCCUCCUUGCCAAGCCCGGCGGGGCACCUCUCUCCUCCCACUCGCCCGGCUGACCCUGCAGCGGCCCCCAUGUCCGACCACAGAUUCAGCUCCGUGCCCACGGAGGAGGAACCUGGCUGCUGCCACCUCUCCAGGAAGGUCAAGGUCUGCCUGUGCGUCCUCCUGUGCGUCCUCCUGUGUGUCCUGGUGGCGGUCGCGGUGGUGGUGGGAGUCCUGAUGUGGCCCCGCGCGACCCCGCCCAGAGCGUGGAACGGGACAGGCAGCACCCCGCACUUCUCCGAGAUCGUCCUGGGCCGCUGCUUCACCUACACGCAGCUGCUGCGGCCGGAGCUGGGACAUGCAGACUGCGGACAGAUAGGGAAGGCAUUCACGAAUGCAUUUCUUUCCAAGGAUCCUUGUCACAGUUCAGAGCAAGACUACCAGCUGCUGCUGAAGCUGACCAGUCAAACCAUACCCUGCCACUCGAGUGUCUUUUGGAGCAAAUCAACUCAGCUAGCGCACCUGUACACCAGGGUGCGGCAGGACAUGUUCACGCUGGAGGACACACUGAUAGGCUACAUUGCCGACGGCCUCAACUGGUGCGGAGAUGCGGGCUCCUAUGAAAUGAACUAUCAGUCCUGCCCGCACUGGAGGAAAGACUGCAUAAACAACCCCGUGUCUGUGUUCUGGGACACGGUAUCCAAAAGGUUUGCCGAAAAUGCCUGUGGUGAGGUGCAGGUGGUGCUCAAUGGGUCCGUCAGUAACACCUUUGAUAAAAACAGCACUUUUGGACGUGUGGAAAUCCAUAAUUUGCAUCCAGGGAAAGUUUCUGUACUAAAAGCUUGGGUGAUGCAUGACAUUGGAGGAGUUUACAGUUACCACACAUGCUCAAGUCCCAUCAUAGAUGAUUUGAAAUUUAUUUUAAGCAAGAGGAAUAUUUCAUUUACCUGUGAGGAUGACUACAGGCCUAUCAAGUUUCUUCAGUGUGUGAAAAGUCCUGAGGAUUCGUCUUGCAGGAAAUGAGCCAUCAGCUCCGUGCUUUCUGAUCUUUGAGCCCUUGUGGUGUACACGGCUGUGUGUGACUCAGGAGACAUGGUGAUGGAAAGCUGAGGAUUUGGGGGAUCUUCUGUCAUCAUGUCAACACCAGAGAUGAAAGCCUUCUCCCCCCAAAGUCUUAAAAUAGCAUAUUAUUGGGAUAGUUUUUAUUUUGUCAAUUAACAUUCAAGAAAAAAUUAGAAUGAAAUAUUUAUGUUGUUUUAAUUUUUGUAUGAUGCUUUUAUGUUGUUUAUAUGUUGGACAGAUUAUGGCUCUCUCUGGAAAUACAUUUUUCAGAGACUAUCAGAAGCUUCCAAGUUCUUCAGGAGGACAAUAAAAGUUUGGAAGCCUCUCAGUCAAGAACACCCAAAUUUACCCCACAGACUGGUCAGGCACAGAAGUUGUUCUUGUCCUGAGGACACUUGGCUGUCACUUUGCCAUUGCGGGACAUGGCCACUGCUGCUUCUGGGAAUAGAAGUAACCAGAGUACAUGAUUCAUGGUGAUGGGACAUGAAGUAUGGCACCUGUCUCAGGCUCACCAGCCUCAGGUUCAUGGCUGCACAGAUCCACCUGCAGCACAG